GAAUCUCAAAGCCGACAGAGCUGAGAACACGAAGCGAUUUCCCUCGAGCCUACUCCAUCCCAGGCAAGGCCUGGACGAUGAGCAGACCGAAGAGAUCCGCGAGGCUUUCAGCCUCUUUGAUACAGAGCAGUCCGGUGCCAUCGACGCACGGGAGCUGAAGGCAGCGCUGAGAGCCUUAGGCUUCGAAGUCAAGAAGGAAGAUGUCAGAAGAAUGCUGGCGGACAUUGGCAAAGACCCGUCCCAGCCCAUCGAUUUCAAUGAGUUCUGCGAGAUGAUGAAGGGAAGGAUGCCCGACAAGAACUCGCGGGUGGAGAUCGACAAGGUCUUUGCCCUCUUCGACGAGGACGAGACGGGCAAGAUCUCCUUCCGCAACCUCAAGAGAAUCGCCCAGGAGCUCGGUGAGAGCCUCACCGACGAGGAGCUCCAAGAGAUGAUCGAGGAGGCCGAUCGUGAUGGGGACGGGCUCAUCAGCCCCGAGGAGUUCUACCGGGUGAUGCGAAAGCGCGGUGGCAACCCCCUGGACGAUUGGGACAGCGAUGAAGACUGA
Messenger RNA from Symbiodinium necroappetens, 547 nucleotides. The record is from the annotation of a GenBank genome assembly. NCBI's taxonomy places the organism in Eukaryota, Dinophyceae, Suessiales, Symbiodiniaceae.